Molecule: messenger RNA, 1251 nt
Organism: Humulus lupulus (European hop)
Lineage: Eukaryota; Viridiplantae; Streptophyta; Magnoliopsida; Rosales; Cannabaceae
Product: glucan endo-1,3-beta-glucosidase, basic isoform-like
Exons: 2
Coding region: 69-1115 (348 amino acids)
Biological process (GO): carbohydrate metabolic process
Cellular component (GO): plasma membrane; cell wall
Molecular function (GO): hydrolase activity, hydrolyzing O-glycosyl compounds
Source: RefSeq, a predicted model, not a curated record
GCAUAUAUAUACACCUGUGGAGUUUAUAAUUCUUAAGACAUUUUAGUCAUAAAAAAUUCAUCAUACAUAUGAAGAUGGCUCAACCCAUUGCUGCCAGAGACCCUUCUUCCAUGCUCUCCACAUUUCUGUUCAUUGGGCUGCUUGUUGUGGCAACCAUUGACAAAACAGGAGCCCAAAUCGGUGUUUGCUACGGAAUGUUGGGUAACUUGCCACCAAAGCAAGAAGUGAUAAAUCUCUUCAACCAAAACAACAUCAGAAGAAUGAGACUUUACGACCCAAACCAAGAAGCCCUCCAAGCCCUAAGAGGCACCAACAUCGAGCUCAUGCUCGGCCUCCCAAACCCCGACCUUCAGAAGAUGGCCUCAAGCCAAUCCGAAGCCGACACGUGGGUCCGCAACAACGUCCAAAGCUACGACAACGUCAAGAUAAAAUACAUCGCCGUAGGGAACGAAGUCGACCCCCGCGACCAAAACGCUCAGUUCCUCGUCCCAGCCAUGCGAAACAUUCAGAACGCGAUCAACCAGGCCGGUCUCGCCAACCGGAUCAAAGUCUCCACCUCCGUCGUGUUCGGUUUUGUAGAAGGCUUUCCGCCGUCGAAAGGGUCGGUCAAGCCGGACUACAGGCCGCUUUUCGACCCCAUUAUCGGGUUUUUGAACAACAACAGAGCUCCAUUACUCGUGAACGUGUACCCUCACCUCAGUUACAAAGAUAACACGAGAGAUAUUCGUUUGGACUAUGCUCUUUUCUCGGCUCCGUCGGUGGUGGUCCGUGAUGAUGGCUCUGGACUCGGGUAUCAGAAUCUCUUCGAUGCGAUGUUGGACACUGUUUACUCGGCAUUGGAGAAGGUCGGCGGAGGGUCUCUGGAGGUUGUGGUGUCGGAGAGUGGUUGGCCGACGAGUGGCGGGACCGGCACGACGGUGGAGAAUGCGAGGACUUAUAACAACAACUUGGUUCAGCAUGUCAAGAAUGGGACUCCGAAGAAGCAAGGAAGGCCUAUUGAGACUUACAUAUUUGCUAUGUUUGACGAGGCUGACAAGAAGGGACCAGAGAUUGAGAAGUUUUGGGGUCUUUUCUCUCCAAACAAGAACCCAAAGUAUUCAAUGAAUUUCAAUUAGUUGAUAAGUUUUUAAUAAUAUUAGUUACCAUAAAUUAUUUCAAAAAAAAAUAUAUAUGAGAUGACACUCUAUCAAGUAUCAAGUGAAUUCAUUUUAAUUGAAUUACAUCAAUAAUAAUAUAUCUUUUUUUUGUGUG